ACUCAUUGGAGCGACCUGUGCACCACGGGAUCUGAUGCAACGUUAGAAUUGAGGAAGCAGCCGCAGCACGCUGCGGUGACAGGGCAGCUGCGUUUUGGGAGGCGAUGUCCUUGGAGGUGACAGAGGCAGCCGCGAAGAUGGUACUAGCAGAGCUAUACGUCUCGGAUCGAGAGGGGGAUGAUGCUACAGGUGAUGGAACCAAGGAGAAACCUUUUAAAACGGGUCUGAAGGCUCUGAUGACAGUGGGCAAAGAACCGUUUCCUACCAUUUACGUAGAUUCACAGAAAGAAAACGAGCGAUGGGACGUUAUUUCUAAAUCACAGAUGAAGAACAUCAAGAAAAUGUGGCAUAGGGAACAGAUGAAGAGUGAGUCCCGGGAAAAGAAAGAGGCAGAAGACAAUUUGAGGAGAGAAAAGAACCUGGAAGAAGCAAAGAAGAUUACCAUUAAAAACGACCCCAGUCUCCCAGAGCCAAAAUGGGUGAAGAUUCAUGCAUUAGAAGGGUAUAGAGGCCAAAGAGUCAAGGUGUUUGGCUGGGUCCACAGGCUGCGGAGACAAGGAAAGAAUCUAAUGUUUCUGGUGUUGCGGGAUGGUACAGGGUAUCUUCAGUGUGUCUUAUCGGAUGAUUUGUGUCAAUGUUACAAUGGAGUACUCCUGUCCACUGAAAGUAGUGUUGCAGUGUAUGGAAUGCUGAAUCUUACCCCAAAGGGCAAGCAGGCUCCUGGGGGCCACGAGCUGAGCUGUGACUUCUGGGAGCUGAUCGGGCUGGCCCCCGCAGGGGGAGCGGAUAACCUGAUCAACGAAGAGUCCGACGUCGACGUCCAGCUCAACAACAGGCACAUGAUGAUCCGGGGAGAGAACAUGUCCAAAAUCCUGCGAGCGCGCUCCGUGGUCACCAGGUGCUUCCGAGACCACUUCUUCGACCGGGGCUACUGUGAGGUGACUCCUCCGACGUUGGUGCAGACACAAGUGGAAGGAGGUUCCACCCUCUUCAAGCUUGACUACUUCGGGGAAGAGGCGUUUUUGACUCAGUCCUCUCAGCUGUACCUGGAGACCUGCAUCCCAGCGCUGGGAGAUGUGUUUUGUAUCGCACAGUCGUACAGGGCAGAACAGUCCAGGACACGGAGGCACCUGGCUGAAUACACUCACGUGGAGGCCGAGUGCCCUUUCCUGACCUUUGAGGAGCUGCUGAACCGACUGGAGGACUUGGUGUGUGACGUGGUGGAUAGAGUCCUGAAAUCGCCUGUGGCAAGCAUAGUGUAUGACCUCAACCCGAACUUCAAGCCCCCCAAACGGCCUUUCAAACGGAUGAACUAUUCCGAUGCUAUUGUGUGGCUGAAAGAACACAAUAUAAAGAAAGAAGAUGGAACUUUCUAUGAAUUCGGAGAGGAUAUCCCAGAGGCUCCUGAGAGACUGAUGACGGACACCAUUAAUGAGCCCAUCUUGCUGUGUCGGUUUCCCGUGGAGAUCAAGUCCUUCUACAUGCAGCGAUGUCCCGAGGAUUCGCGCCUCACCGAAUCUGUGGACGUGCUGAUGCCCAACGUCGGUGAGAUUGUGGGAGGCUCCAUGCGCAUCUGGGACAGUGACGAAAUGCUGGCGGGCUAUAAAAGGGAAGGCAUUGACCCUACUCCCUACUACUGGUACACAGACCAGAGGAAAUACGGCGCCUGUCCUCACGGAGGGUAUGGCUUGGGCUUGGAGCGGUUCCUAACCUGGAUUCUGAAUAGGUACCACAUCCGAGACGUGUGCUUGUACCCUCGCUUCGUCCAGCGCUGCACGCCGUAGCCGGUCCCUCCCCACGCCCUGCGUGCGGCAGGAGCACGGGCUGUGGGUCAGGAGAGCAGCUGACUGCCUCGCCACCAAGAACAAAAAGCCAGGACCUUCCCUUUCCGUCCCAUGGGGCUCUAUCCGGUUCUGUUUCCUCUUUUUGUUUUCUGUUCCUGCUGCCACAAAAAGCAGUCCCAACCCUGGAACAUAAAGUGACACUCAAGUGUCGUUUUAAGAAAAAAUACCCAUAACGAAAAUUUGGGAGAAACACGUGGCAUGUAACUCUGCUGUUAUGAAUACAUCUCAGCAUUUUAUAGAAUCAUAGGUUAUAAUCUUUAUACUACAUACCAUAUAUAUAUAAUUAAACAGUUUUUAAUUAUGGUCUAACACAUUCCAGUUACUUAAACUCUGUCCUUUUAAGUUUAACUGAAAUUCUUUAAUUGGCAUCAUUUUAUUGUAUCAGUGAGUUAAACAUCUUGGGAAGAUUGACACAAUGGUGUAAAAAUUUGCUAGUAUUAGAACGGUAUAAUUCAACAGGAGAAACUGGAGUCAAAUCAAUAGUCUCUUGCAGCAAUUACUAAUCUUUUCUGAAUCUGUACAGCUGCUUAUAAUUCUGAGGCAUACCAAUUGCUAUAGAAGAAUUUGUCAUUUGAAGAGCAACAUUUUUUUUCAGUACUUCAGUGAACGGCAUCCUUCCUAGCAUUAAUGCAAGCUAAAGGCAGACUGACCGACCUUCUUUCCUGGUAGCUCCGAAAUAACUAAGAAUAAAUAUGUUCCAAAGAACUCCUAAUGA
Messenger RNA from Phyllostomus discolor (pale spear-nosed bat), 2559 nucleotides. It is a transcript of the gene NARS1, whose product is annotated as asparaginyl-tRNA synthetase 1. NCBI's taxonomy places the organism in Eukaryota, Metazoa, Chordata, Mammalia, Chiroptera, Phyllostomidae. Gene Ontology annotation, molecular function: ATP binding; asparagine-tRNA ligase activity; nucleic acid binding. The transcript has 15 exons. Gene Ontology annotation, cellular component: cytoplasm. Gene Ontology annotation, biological process: asparaginyl-tRNA aminoacylation. The record is from RefSeq and is a predicted model, not a curated record. The coding region runs from base 105 to 1784 and encodes 559 amino acids.